Messenger RNA from Ruditapes philippinarum (Manila clam), 3753 nucleotides. RefSeq lists its product as uncharacterized. The record is from RefSeq and is a predicted model, not a curated record. Gene Ontology annotation, molecular function: aspartic-type endopeptidase activity; nucleic acid binding. The transcript is spliced from 2 exons. NCBI's taxonomy places the organism in Eukaryota, Metazoa, Mollusca, Bivalvia, Venerida, Veneridae. Bases 1 to 3753 code for a protein of 1250 amino acids. Gene Ontology annotation, biological process: proteolysis; DNA integration.
AUGGCACAAGGAUUGCCAGUUUUUCCAUCAUUUGGUGUAAGUGAACCUGGUGUUGACACAAGAUGGAGGAAGUGGACAGGUCGAUUCGAAAACUUAAUGAUUGGCAUGGACAUUAAAGAUAAAAAACGUCAGAGAGCCUUAUUUCUACACUAUGCAGGGGAAGAGGUAAAUGACAUUUUCGACGUACUGCAGAAUACAGGGGAUGACUACGAAUCAGCAAAGAUAAAGCUAACAGAGUACUUUGCCCCCAAGAAAAACACAGAAUUUGAGAUAUAUAAAUUUAGACAGGCAAAACAGGAAUCUAAUGAAAACAUUGAUAGUUUUCACACACGUUUAAGACACUUAAGUAUAAACUGUGAAUUUUCGGAAACAGACAAAGAAAUUAAGUCACAAAUCAUUCAAGGCUGCACCUCAACUCGACUGCGUCGCAAAGCACUACGCGAUGACCUGACAUUAGACAGUCUCAUCAAAGAAGCAAGGACACUAGAACUAUCAGAUCAACAAGCAUCUGAAAUUGAAGGUCAAACAAAAUAUGACGCCGUUAAUGCUAUGAAAUCACGAAAAAGACAAAAUCAAAAGGCGCAAAAAGAAAGACGCAGACACAUCAUUAAGGAAUCAAUAUGCAGAUACUGUGGCUAUGAAUAUCCACACAAAUCAGGAAAAUGCCCAGCCAGUGGAAAAACAUGUACAUAUUGCUCAAAGAAAAAUCAUUUUGAAGCAGUGUGCUUGUCAAAGAAACGGGACAAUAACUUCACAUGCCAGCUUAAUGACAGCUCACAAAGUGAAAGUGAUAAGGACAAAGAAAGUGAAGAUGAAAACGAAAUAUAUGGACUAUCUGUCAAUUCUAUGCAAUUACAAAGACCAAGGCUGAAAGUGCAUAUCAACGGCUGUAAAAUUAAAGCAUUAAUUGAUACAGGAUCAUCAAUAAAUGUAAUUGACGAAAACACGUACUCAAAGCUUCAAAAUAAAGUUCAUCUUAAGAGAGCACACACCAAAGUCUAUGCAUAUGGUGCUAGUAAAGUUACCUUAUUAGGCAAGUUCCAAGCACAAAUUGAAUCUAAAAACAAAAUAACAACAGCUCCAGUAUAUGUGACAAAGGGCGCCAGCGGUAAUCUUCUCUCUUAUCAGACAUCUGUUGACCUCAAUAUCAUUCCAGAAAUAAACACAGUCACAGACAGCAAGGUCGAUGAACUCUGCAAAAAGUACCAAACCGUGUUCACAGGCAUGGGGAAAAUGAAAGCAACAAAAGUCAAACUAUAUGUGGAUAAAAAUGUUCAACCUGUUACGCAACCACAUAGACGAAUACCUUUCCACUUAAGAAAACAAGUUGAAAAUGAGCUUCAGAGGCUUGAGGACCUAGAUAUCAUUGAAAAAGUUGAGGGUCCCACAGACUGGGUAUCACCCAUUGUAGUAGCUCCAAAGCCAAAAACUAACCAAAUAAGGAUAUGUGUCGACAUGAGGCUACCGAAUCAAGCCAUAAAGCGUACAAGACAUAUUAUUCCAACAAUUGAUGACAUGAUUGUGGACUUAAGUGGUGCCAAAGUUUUCUCUAAACUCGAUUUAAAUCAUGGAUAUCACCAAUUAGAACUGUCAGAGGAAUCACGCAACAUUACAACAUUUACAACACAUGUUGGAUUAAGACGAUAUAAACGCCUCAGUUUCGGAAUCAAUAGUGCAGCAGAAAUAUUCCAAAAUGCUUUAAGUACGGCUCUAGAAGGUCUGAACGGCGUGAGAAACAUUUCCGAUGAUGUCAUUAUAUGGGCUGGCGACCAAGCAGAACAUGACAGAAGACUUGAGGCAGUGUUAAAGCGACUUGAGCAGAAAAACUUAACUUUGAAUAAAAGCAAAUGUGAGUUUAAUAAGCAAAAACUUGAAUUCUUUGGGUACAUUUUCAGUAAAGAUGGAAUGUCAGCAGACCCUAAGAAAAUUGACACAAUUAAAAAGACACAGCCUCCAAAAACAGUUUCAGAAGUCAGAAGUUUCCUAGCAAUGACAAAUUACGUGUCACGCUUUAUCCCAAAUUACAGCACUAUAGCAGAGCCAAUACGUCGUCUGAUAAAGAAAAACGCAAAAUGGGCAUGGCAAAAUGAACAAGACGAAGCAUUCAACAAACUGAAAUCUAUUUUGAGUAGUGAUACAGUCAUGACAUACUUUGAUCCUAAUAAGGAAACACAAAUAAUCACAGAUGCAUCUCCAGUCGGAGUAGCUUCAAUUAUGCUCCAAGAAGGUAAAGUUGUGUGUUAUGCAAGCAGAUCACUGACAGAUGUUGAACGAAGCUCUUACAGUCAACAAGAGAAAGAAAACUUAGCAUUAGUUUGGUCAUUAGAACAUUGGCACAUAUACUUAUUUGGACAUAAAUUCACAGUCAUAACUGAUGCAAAAUUUCUUGAGAAUAUCUACAAUAAUCCUAAAUCAAAACUUGGAUCUGCAAGACUGGAACGUUGGAGAAUGCGUCUGUUAUCAUAUGACUUCAGGAUCGUGCACAAACCUGGAGAGUCAAACAUGUCAGAUUAUCUAAGCAGACAUCCAGACACAGGACAAGGCAGCAAAUCAAGCAUAGCUGAAGAAUAUGUAAGUUUUCUUGCAUAUCAUGAUGUACCUGUUGCAAUGAACAUGAAUGAAAUUAUUCAGGCAACUUCUACGGACAAUGACCUCCAAAUGGCCAUUAAAUCCAUAAAGACGGGUUGUUGGAGCAACACCAAUAAAAAUAAAGUAUUUGAUACGUUCUCUCGCUGUAAGAAUGAAUUAUCGGUAGUAAAUCUCCAGGGAGGUGAAAUCUUACUGCAUGAAUCAAGAAUUGUUAUUCCUAAGCAGUUGCAAGAUAAAGCGAUAUCAUUAGCUCAUGAAGGUCAUCAGGGAAUUGUUAAAACCAAACAACUGUUAAGAGAGAAAGUGUACUUCCCAGGCAUGGAUCAACAAGUUGAAAAUAUGUGCAAAGGCUGCAUUCCGUGCUUAGCAGCAACAAAUUCAAAACAGCAUGAACCUUUAAACAUGAGUGAUAUGCCAAAAUACCCAUUUCAAAUGAUUAGUUUGGAUUUUUGUGGCCCAUUUCCAGAUGGAAAAUAUCUGCUUGUACUAAUUGACGAAUAUUCACGUUUUCCUUUCGUAGAAGUCUUAAAUUCCAUAACAGGAAAUACAGUGAUCCCUGUGCUGGACAAAAUAUUCUCAGAAACCGGAAUUCCUGAAAUUCUCAAGUCAGACAACGGCAGUCCUAUGAACUCUCACCUAUUUAAAAGCUUUGCAAAACACAUGGGCUUCAAACAUAGGAAAAUAACCCCAUUAUGGCCACAAGCAAAUGCCGAAUGUGAGCGAUUCAUGAAAACCAUAGAAUACGCUGAUAAACGAAGAAACGCUCGGAAAACUGAAGUUAAAAUAGGCGACAGUGUGUUAGUAAAGCAAACCAAACAAAACAAACUCACAACUCCAUACGACCCUAAACCGUAUGAAGUAACCAAGAAAAAAGGAUCAAUGAUAACGGCAGAGCGAGAAGACAAACACAUCACUAGAAAUUCAUCACAUUUUAAACGUGUCGGCAACUCUCAACCCCAAAGUCUAAAUGGAAAUUCUCCUUUAAAUGUCGAGGGUGAACACAGCAAUACAGAACCAAUUUACAACGAAACGAGCAUAGAAUCACAAUCCGAUGAAAGCACAAUGUUUGAAACCUUACCUACAUCAAAUGAGUAUACCUCUUUGCGAAGAUCUGAAAGGCACAGAAAACCAUCUGACUAUUUAAAGGAUUAUAUGUGUAAAUAG